AUGACCGGCUGGAAGACUGCUCUCGAUGUCGUGACUGCGCUUGGACAAGUCAUGUUGAACCUGAGUCUAGGUCCCGACAUGUAUACAAUUCACCGUCGCCAGAGUAUCGGUGAAAUGCCCGCGCUGCCUCAGGUUUCGAUGCUAGUGAAUUGUCACUUGUGGAUGUGCUACGGUAUUCUACGCGAUAGUAUAUUCCCGGUCGCAGACACGCUCAAGUUGUACGUAGCAGCGCUCGUUCUGCUCUGUAUGAUCACGAUCUACUUUGUGCUGUCGCUUGCUGAGGCGACCGGGCAGUCGAACUAUGACUCGAGCAAUUUACUGGGAUACUUUGGUGUCCUCAUCAACGUUUGCAUGUUCGCGUCUCCGUUCGCAACUCUUCAGCAUGUCGUGCAGACUAAGUCGGCCGCUUCCAUCCCAUUCAACCUAAGCCUCAUGAUUUUCGCGUCAUCGGUACUGUGGGUGGCCACGGGUCUACUGGACAGCGACUACUUCAUCACGGGCCUCAACUUGGCUGGUGUAGUGCUGGGUGCCAUACAGAUCACACUGUACUACAUCUAUCGCCCAGGUCGAGGCGUGGAGCGAUACUGCGCAAGUGGAGAGCUACCUGUCGUCGUAUCCCCAACCUCCAAGAGUGCUGGCGUCGCGAUGACCAUCGAGAGUCCCGCUUAUAAACCCCUGUCGUCCCCGACUGUUCUAGGAAGACUUUAA
This is a messenger RNA of Phytophthora infestans T30-4, 708 nucleotides long. Its product is annotated as MtN3-like protein. Gene Ontology annotation, molecular function: sugar transmembrane transporter activity. NCBI's taxonomy places the organism in Eukaryota, Oomycota, Peronosporomycetes, Peronosporales, Peronosporaceae. Gene Ontology annotation, biological process: carbohydrate transport. Gene Ontology annotation, cellular component: membrane. The transcript has 3 exons. The record is from RefSeq and is a predicted model, not a curated record. Bases 1 to 708 code for a protein of 235 amino acids.